Molecule: messenger RNA, 1829 nt
Organism: Magallana angulata
Lineage: Eukaryota; Metazoa; Mollusca; Bivalvia; Ostreida; Ostreidae
Product: eukaryotic translation initiation factor 1A, X-chromosomal-like
Exons: 6
Coding region: 146-577 (143 amino acids)
Biological process (GO): translational initiation
Cellular component (GO): cytoplasm
Molecular function (GO): translation initiation factor activity; RNA binding
Source: RefSeq, a predicted model, not a curated record
AGUUUCAGAAAAUAGACGCAUUUCACUUCCGGUGUAAUUGCACUCGAGGAUUUCUCGUGGUUGGGAACAAUCUUUUUGUCUGAAAAAAACAUUGAGGAAACAAUCUAAUUUGUUUCUUACUUCUGAUUCGUUGUAAAUAACAAGAAUGCCGAAGAAUAAAGGAAAGGGAGGAAAGAACAGGAGAAGGGGAAAGAAUGAGAAUGAAAAUGAAAAAAGAGAGUUGGUCUUCAAAGAGGAUGGGCAAGAGUAUGCACAAGUUACAAAAAUGUUGGGCAAUGGUCGCCUAGAAGCGCAGUGCUUUGAUGGAGUGAAGAGGCUAUGUCACAUCAGAGGAAAACUACGAAAGAAGGUUUGGAUAAAUGGUGGUGAUAUUAUAUUACUGGGUCUUCGAGACUUUCAAGACACAAAGGCUGAUGUCAUUCUAAAAUACACAGCAGAUGAAGCCAGAAAUCUGAAAGCCUAUGGAGAACUUCCUGAAUCAACAAGAAUCAAUGAGAAUGUCAAUGAUGAUGAAGAUGAGCACGACAUUGAGUUCGGAAACUUCGAUGGGGAUGAUGAUGAAAUUGAUGAAUUAUAGAGAUCGCUGUCCAAGUAUUUGGAACACACAAAUUGUAACACUGGACUUGUGCUAUGUAGGAUGUCUAUGCAUCUUCUUGGAUGGCACACUUGCUCUGUUUCAUACAUUUUGAUAGUGUCUGUUGUUUGGAGUUCACUCAUAAUUGAACGAACAAUUCUGGAAAAUGUAAGGAUUUUUUUUUAGGUGAUAGGGAUGUAAUGCCAAAUGUUUCAUGCCUAUGGACACCCAUUUUCUUUUGGAUGAGGGAGCUAAAUCUUGAGAAAAAAAUGUGUACUAAAGUCACUAUGCUGAAUGAUUUUAGGUCAAGAUGGAAUGGUGACAUAUGGUUAUUUUUCUCUGAUAAGGUUAUGUUUUUGUAUAGAUAUUUUCUGUCAUCUGUUCACAUGCAGAAUAUGUAUAUGAAACAUAGUUGUAUGUUUUUUAGUCUGAAUGACAGACAUGCACUAUUGAUUAUUGUGUGUUAUAACAAUAGAAUUAUGAUAAUUAUCUUUACCUGCAACCUUUCGAUACAUCAUUUUGCAGUGCUACACAUGUACAUAUUGUGUAGCUGUUACCUUAAAGAGUGUUAGCUGUGUUCUGGACACAAUACUGAAUCACGAAUUGUAUCUCCGUUUCUGUAAGAUACCAUUAGUACCAUUACUACACUGUAUGUUUUUAACUUUUCUAUUAAGAUUAAUAACUAGAAUAGGUAGUAAGUGCUAUGGAUUGAUAAAUUUGAUACAUGUAUUAAGUUUUUUUCAGAUAUUUCAUUUAAGUAUUGUACAUUGUAUUGUCAUUUCAGUUUGAUUUUUGUAACCCUACAUGUAUAUGUAUUUUUAUUUUAUAAAAAAAAAUGCUAUGGUAUAUACUGUUAUCAAGUUCCACAAUGACAAAUAUGUAUGAAUGGCAUUUUUUUUUUUCAAAAUGGGAUUAAAAAGAUUUUCUUUUAGGGAUAAACAUGGGUGAAAUUGAUGUGAUUUUCUUGGAAAUUGAUAGCACUUUUAAUGUUGUAUGUUAAUGUAAACAUUCAUGUAAUUUUAGCUCUUGCAUUUCUUUCAUCUGCUGCCUGUUUUUUUUUUAUAAGAAAAAAAGUAAUUAAUUCAAGGUGCCACAAUAGUGACUUGAAUUACUGCAUCUAAAAUUGUUUACAGUAAGCGCAUUUAUAGUUGUUAAAAAGCAUUAUAAAAUAAGAAAAGAAAAUCCUCACCUUUUUUAUAAAAUCAUCUUUGAAAAAAAAACCUGUAUAAAAACAGAAUAAAAACAUUUUUGUGUU